CUAGUAAAAUACAUUCUUGGCUAAACAGGAGUCUUCCUUGUCUAACGGAUACUUGGUCUCUUGCUUCCCAGCCAGGGCAGGGCAGCAGCCGACAUGAUGACCAGCCAGAAGCACCGGAACAUUGUGGCCGAGCCGAUGGGCGAGAAGCCGGUUGGCACUUUAGCGGGGAUUGGAGAUGUCCUUGGCAAGAAGCUGGAAGACAAAGGGUUUGACAAGGCCUACGUAGUGCUGGGCCAGUUCUUAGUGCUGAAGAAGGACGAAGACCUCUUCCGCGAAUGGCUGAAGGACACGUGCGGAGCCAACGCCAAACAAUCCAGAGACUGCUACGGGUGCCUGCGCGAGUGGUGCGAUGCCUUCUUGUGAGGGCUGCGGGUCGAAGCCAGGUGGGGCUCUGAGGGCUUCUGUAGGUAGCUGGCAGCUGACCCCUCCCCGGUCCUCCUCCGCAGAAACGCCCUCUCGGCUUUGCAGCCUGCACGAGGCUCCUUCCCGGAUUUCCCUCCGAAUCCUAGACAAAAAUGAUUGCGCCUUUUUAAUGUCCCUCAACUUCUGCCCUCCGAAGAGGGAGUUCGGAAGGGUACCGUGUUCCAGUCUUGACCCCUGACCGGUUUCCCCCCUUUUGUAGCGUUCUCUGUUGGAUCCUUCCUUAACUCUUCCCGUGCUGAGUUCUCGGCCUUCCCGAGCCUGCGGUUUAACUCCCAAAAUCGAGAUUUGUACAAUGAAAAUUGGCGGAGACGUUCUUGGUCUCUUCUCAGGCCUCUGUGUAACCUGACGCCACCCUGGCUGAAGGUCAGGAACCCAAAUAAUGCCACGUUUUUAAAUCAAUAAAAACCAGCUGUGUU
This is a messenger RNA of Protobothrops mucrosquamatus (brown spotted pit viper), 839 nucleotides long. RefSeq names its product barrier to autointegration factor 1 (gene BANF1). The coding region runs from base 94 to 363 and encodes 89 amino acids. The record is from RefSeq and is a predicted model, not a curated record. Lineage: Eukaryota; Metazoa; Chordata; Lepidosauria; Squamata; Viperidae. The transcript is spliced from 2 exons. Gene Ontology annotation, molecular function: DNA binding.